Messenger RNA from Magnolia sinica, 2155 nucleotides. RefSeq lists its product as uncharacterized. The coding region runs from base 536 to 1636 and encodes 366 amino acids. Gene Ontology annotation, molecular function: zinc ion binding. The transcript is spliced from 4 exons. Lineage: Eukaryota; Viridiplantae; Streptophyta; Magnoliopsida; Magnoliales; Magnoliaceae. The record is from RefSeq and is a predicted model, not a curated record.
GUAGAUUUCACAUUGACAGCAUGGUGGGACCCACAGAGUUGGAGGUAAUACUCUGCGUAAAACAGGUGUCGUAGAGGAUAGAGGAUUCCGGUCCAAGAAACGGCACCUCUCUCUCACUCUCUGAUCGAUUCCUGAUGCUGAUGCUGCCGUCGUUUUGGGUAAGAAGACAAGUGACUAUAAAUUUUGAGACAUCUCGAAGUGCUUACUCUCAUCUCUUUGAAGAAAUCAGCUCACCCUCUGUAAGGGAUCGGAAAUUAGGGGUACCACCUUCUGCCUGCAUCAUGUUAUUACCUGUGACUGUCAAAAUUGUGCCAAGGAAACUGUAUUGUAUGACAGAUAUUAAGUUCCUUUUAUAUUUGGAUCUGUAGUAUUCAUUGCUUAUCCAUGACAUGAAGGAAUGCUACAUGGUCUUUUGUUUCCAUCUGAGUAAGUAGUGAAUGGCCUCAUAGCAAAGUGCUUAGGUGGGCAGCUCAAGGAAAAUGUGCAUCGAGUAAGAGGGAACAAAGUCCAUGUUUUUAUUUUGAAGGCGAGUGUAAUGAUGGGCCACGAGGAAGAUAAGCUGCACUCCAAUGAUGGUGGAAUCAAUGAUGGAGCGACAGUUACUAUGGGCGAAAAUAUAGAGAUGUGCUGUACAACAUAUCAAGGUACUGAAAAGGAUGGGAAUUUGGCACUUUGCCGUGUGUGCCAAUGUGCAGAAUCUGACAGAAGGGGGGAUGCUGCCUUAGACUUCUUGAAUAUAACCCCUCCGUCAGAGGAAGUCGUGAAGAUCAACGAGGAUGAGCAAUUAACUGACAAAGUUUCCCAGGAAGGUGUUCAAAAUGAUGUUGCAGAUACUAAGAGUUGGGGAAGGAGGUCUGGGUUUAUGGAGUUUGUAAGCCCUGAAGGGGAGGUUUUCAUUUGCAGAACUGACAUAGAAGCAGGAUCUUGUCACCAUCAAGACACACUUAUUAAUCUCGGGUGUUCAUGCAAAAGUGAUCUAGCUGUUGCACAUUAUGCUUGUGCAUUGAAGUGGUUCAUUAAUCAUGGAUCUACCAUCUGUGAGAUUUGCGGAAGUGUUGCAAAAAAUGUCAGAACUGCUGACUUCAGAAAGGUCAUGGUUUCUCUUAAGGAUUAUGAAGCGUUAAGGGAAAGGACUGUCGCUGGGGAACUUAUUUCCACACACGUGCAGACGGAUUCAGGUGUUGAUCCUGAUGCUGUUGCUGCUAUUCGAAGACAGAGGCUUAGUGAGAUUUCUUUGUGGUUUAAUCCACACAAUAAUUCCGCAGCAGUUUCGGUUUCAGUUUCACAAGGAGUUGUGGAUCAGUCUUCUAAUAUCCCUGUUGAAGUUCCUGUCCCCACUGAAAAUCCUACAACCAAAUGGGCUGUGGAAAGUACUGGGAUACUUGUUGCUACUGGGUUGCUUACAGUUACUCUAGCAUGGCUGAUUGCUCCUCGUGUUGGAAAGAGGACUGCAAGAAGUGGUCUUCAUAUUCUUCUUGGAGGUAUAUGCGCUUUGACAGUUGUGAUCUUCCUUCGCUUUAUUGUGCUGUCUAGAAUCAAGUACGGGCCAGCACGCUAUUGGGCCAUCUUGUUUGUCUUCUGGUUUCUUGUUUUUGGGAUAUGGGCCUCACGAACACACAGUGCACACUCUACAUGAUUGCAUGUGUUUGUAUACCAUUGGUUAACAGAAAUGUAGUGUUGUUCACACCCCCACCUGCAAGUAUUUCUAUUAAAGAACUGGGAAUGUCUGUAGACAUUUAUGUUGCUGCUGUCCAUGCCUCUUUAAUUGGACUCCCUCCGUUGUAAUGCUUGCUGAAAGAGAUAGAGAUCUGGUUUUUUCAACUGUGGUUUCAGUGGGCUGGGUCAGUCUGUGCGAGCUGUCAAGGCCUGACCCCAUGUUGGAUGGUUUUGCAGUCGAUCAUGUGGUUCUAAUGUUGCGGCGAGACUUGGGUUUGAAUUUGUAAGCCCACAAAAAUUGUGGGUUGGACUCUGUCCCUGGACGUAAAGUGGUGGACUGUUUUUUAUCACUUGGGCGUGUUGAUAAUUCUACAUGUGCAGUGUUGGAAGCAAAUAGUCAUUUACCUGGAAGUUAAGACUGAAUAUAUAUUCCAUCUCUGGUCUUUGAGAGGGAGAAUACAUUUUAUUUUAUCUAUAUAUAUGAUUUUUGAAUUUUAUA